Molecule: messenger RNA, 2990 nt
Organism: Myzus persicae (green peach aphid)
Lineage: Eukaryota; Metazoa; Arthropoda; Insecta; Hemiptera; Aphididae
Product: DNA polymerase eta-like
Exons: 8
Coding region: 569-2788 (739 amino acids)
Biological process (GO): error-prone translesion synthesis; response to radiation
Cellular component (GO): nucleus; replication fork; site of double-strand break
Molecular function (GO): DNA-directed DNA polymerase activity; damaged DNA binding
Source: RefSeq, a predicted model, not a curated record
GCUACAAUAGGUUCCUCAUAAGUUAUUAAUAUAGUAAAAUACAAAGCACACCACGAAACCCUAUAGUGAAAAUGUUUAGCGAUUAACGGAGCUUCUAUCACUCUUAUUACCUAAUACGGAUCUGACCCAGAUAUCAGCAGCUGUCAGAAAGUGGUAGCGCUUAUCAGUUAUCACCAUAUUAUCAUCUUGCCGCCAAUCCUUUCCAAAAUUAUCGCUUUCGAUCCACACUUGAUUAGAGAAUAUAACAUCUAAAUAUUGUAAUAAUUAUAAUAUAAUAGUGUUAUUGUAAUGCCAUAAUUAAUUAUAAUUUUAUUAUUUGUCCUUCCGAUUCAUGUCGUUUACUUAAAAAUCGUCCGACCGCUGUUCGAUAACAUGUUAUAAAUAUUAUAUUAAAUUUUAUAAUAUAAUAUAAUAAAAUGUUGAACAUUAUUGUUUAAAAGUCGUCAUUUGAUCUCUGUACGGAUAGAAAACGAGUUACAUAGUAACUUCCAAACCAUUGUAAACGACUCACAAUUCUAUCGUCAUCGCUUGUGUUUUGUUGAUUAAGUGAAAUUUGUUUGAUUCAAUCAUGAAUGACAGUGGUGCCCAACGAGUGGUAGCGUUAGUGGACAUGGAUUGUUUCUACUGUCAAGUAGAGGUUCAACACGACCAGUCGUUGGCUGGAAAGCCGGUUGCAGUCGUUCAAUACAACAGUUGGAGAGGUGGAGGGAUAAUUGCAGUGAAUUAUGAGGCAAGGGCAAAGGGUGUAAACCGACAUAUGAGGGGAGAUGACGCUGUACUUACGUGUCCAGAUUUAAAUUUAGUACGUGUGAAGGAGCUGCACGGAAAAGCAGAUUUAUCGAAAUACCGUACAGCCAGUCAAAAAGUAUUUGAGGUUCUCAGUGACUUUAGUUCUUGUGUGCAAAGAGCUAGUAUUGAUGAAGCUUAUGUUGAUUUAACGAGUGUGAUAAACCUUCACAUUUCAACUAAUCAUAAUGUAAUAACUGAAAAUGACCUGCCCAAUACAUUUGUUGAAGGUUAUUCAGAUGAUAACUCAAAAGAAGAUAAAAGUGUGAAUUUAAAAUCUUGGCUCCACGAUGUAUACAAUAAUGAGUUACAAGAUGACCAUUUACUUCGCUUGACAAUUGGUGCUAUGAUGGUUGAAAAAUUAAGAAAAUCAAUUUUUGAACAAACUGGUUUUCGUUGUUCAGCUGGAAUUGCAAAUAACAAGAUUUUAUCUAAGCUUGCGUGUGGCUUACACAAACCUAAUCAACAAACACUGUUACCACCGUCUAGUGUACCUAAUUUGUUUAAAACUAUACCAAUAAAAAAAAUAAAAAAUUUAGGAGGUAAACUGGGAGAAAGAAUAAGGCAAGAAUUUAACUGCGAAUUCAUGUCUGAUUUAGCUGCAAUACCCCUUAAUGAUUUACAACAAAAAUUUAAUGACAGAACAUGUAACUUUUUGUAUCAAAUCUCCAAAGGUAUAGAUAAUGAGCCUGUGGAAUCUAGACUUAUACCCAAAUCAAUUGGCAGCUGUAAGUCAUUCCCUACAGGGCUAAAAGUCAAAGAAGAAAUAAAACAGUGGUUGAACACAUUGAUGAAUGAUAUUGUAGAUAAACUUAAAGAUGAUUAUGAAGCUAAUAAAAGAAGAGCAACAUUGAUGACCGUCAGUGUUAGAUACUUAGAUAAAAAAACAAAAUUGCCGACAUCACAGUGUUCUGAAGUUACUACAUAUAAUCAUAACAAACUAUUGGAUGCUGCAUAUUCAUCAUUAUGUACCAUGACUGAAAAUCAAAAGUCUUUACAUUGGAAAAAUCCGAUAUCUUUUUUAGGUGUAGCUAUUGGAAAAUUUGUAGAAAUUAAUGCCAAAUCAUCAAUAGACAAUUAUUUCAAUAAGGGAACUGCCAAAGAAGUGAAAGAUAUAAAUAUUCAAUUGAUUACACAAGAAAACAGUGCGACUUGCUCUAAUAUCAAUAGUGAUAGUUCUACACUAAUUAAUGUAGAACAAUUUAAUUCUAAAACAAGUGCACCACUUUCAAAUCAACCUUUGCUAUCAUUAAAUCACCCUAAUGAAAAAAAGAACAAAACAUGUACUAGUGAUGCAAAGAAUUUAAAAACUAUGUUUGCUCAAAUAAAAAAUUCUGCUAGUUCCUUAACUUCUUCAACAUUACAAAAUUUGAAUUCUAAAAAAGAAAUUAAAAAUCACUAUAAGCUUGACAUGAACAGUUUUUUUACCAAAAAACUGGAAAUUAUCUCUCCAGUUAAAAAUCAAGUAAAUGUGAAAUUGACAACAGCCGAUCAAUCUUCCUCAGCAAGUUCAGUAGGAAUUUUAAUGGAAAGCUCUGAUGUAAUUUCUCCUUCUAAAAGUAUGAAUGAUAACCAUAACAGAAUAACUGAACCAGAAGAUAGUUUUUUCACAAGAAAACUGGAAAUUGUAUCGCCUUCGAAACACCAAGAAACUGAUGAUGCAAGAAUAGAGUCAGUACCAGUCGUUCAAUCUUUCAUUGUUGAAGAUACUAUUGCAUGUGCUCCUAUAACAUUAUUAUGCGAAAGGUGUGAUAAAAUGAUUGAUAUUGAUACAUACGAUGAGCACAUAGAUCAUCACGUAGCAUUGGAAUUGAGUGAAAGUUUGAAUGUUAUUAACCCUGUACAGCCAUUAAAUAAUAGAAUACUCAAAAGUAAACCAACAAAAAAGAAAAAAAAUGAAGGUGGUCUAAAACGUAAACAAAAUUCAAAAGCUUCAAGUUCAAAUCCCAAAAAACCAUGCACAAGUAUUUCAUCAUACUUCAAACCACUUUUAAACCCUUAAUUAUAUCUUGUAACCUAUUAUAAUUUAAUGCAUUUUAUUUUAAAACAAAAAUGAUUGAUAUUUUUUUAUUUUCGUACUUAUUUUGUAACACAUAGUUUAGUGAAAAAACAAAUGUACUUCUAUGUAUUUUAUUCAAAGAAUAUUUUUAUGUAAAAAUGAUUAAAUUAACAAUCAUAUAGAAUAUAUUGUAAUUUUACUUUAA